AUGAGGAUCGGAAACAAGACCCGUGUGCUGAUCGUGGGGACAUUCCCUAAGCCUAUCCUCACAGUGCAGCCAGACUCUGUUGUCUCCAAGCACACUAAUGUGACAUUCUUGUGUGAGGGGACCACAGGAGCCAAAGAGUAUUGUAUCUACAAAGAUGGAGGUCAAUACACACACUUUAUACAGUUUCUCAGAAUGAGAAAAAAGUCUCAGAAUGAGGCUGAAUUCUCCAUCUCAAAAACUGACGAGCACCAUGCAGGACAAUAUCACUGUUGCUGUCAGAACUAUGACGGACAAUCAGAGUGCAGUGACUCUGUGGAGCUGGUGGUGACAGGAGCCUACAGUAAACCCAAUCUGUCAGUCCAGCCCAGCCCGGUAGUGACUGAAGGAGGGAAUGUCACUUUCCAGUGUGACUCAAGGGAGCAAUUUGACAGGUUCAUUCUGACUAUGGAAGGGCCACAGAAGCUCUCCUGGAUGCAGGGCAAACAGUACAACAACUCUGCUGAACUCUUCCAGUCUCUGUUCUCCGUGGGUCCUGUGACCUCCAGGCAAAGGUGGACAUUCAGAUGCUAUGGCUUUGACAGGAAGAGACCACAGGUGUGGUCAGAACCUAGUGACACCCUGGAGCUCCUGAUCUCAGGGACCCUCCACAAACCCACCAUCAAGGCUGAGCCAGGCCCUGUGAUCGCCUACAAAAGUGCCGUGACCAUCUGGUGUCAGGGGAGCCUGGAUGCACGACUGUACGUUCUGCAUAAACAGGGAAGCCCCAAACACUGGGGCACAGAGUCCCCAGAGGGCUUUGGGGAAAGGGCCAAGUUCUCCAUGCCUUCUGUGACAGAGGAACAUGUGGGACACUAUCAGUGUUACAGUUACAGCUCAGCUGGCUGGUCAGAGCCCAGUGACAACCUGGAGAUUGUGGUUACAGGGUUCUACCACAAUAAACCAAUCCUGUCAGCCCUCUCAGGACCUGUGGCAACACUAGGAGGGAUCCUGACACUUCAGUGUGUCUCACAGGAUAAAUAUCAAAAGCUCAUUAUCACCAAGAAAGAUGAGAAGUUCUCCAGCUCCCUGGAGGACUCACAGGAUAUAUAUACUCAUGAACACUCCACAGCCACAUUCUCUAUGAGUCCUGUGACCCCAGCCCACCGAGGGAUAUUCAGAUGUUAUGGUUACAGAAUGGAUACGCCACAGUUGUGGACGGUAUCCAGUGAUCCCUUGGAAAUACACAUCUCAGGGCUGUCAAAGAAGCCCUCUCUGCUGACUCUUCAAGGUCAUAUCCUGGACCCUGGAAAGAGUCUCACACUGCAGUGUUGCUCUGACAUCAACUAUGACAGAUUUGUUCUGCACAAAGUGAGGGAAUCUGACUUCACCCAGAACUAUGGCCAGAGGACACACUCUGGCCUCUCCUUGGCCAAUUUCACACUGGGCUCUGUAAGCAACUCCACUGGAGGGCAAUACAGAUGCUAUGGUGCACACAACCUCUCCUCUGAGUUGUCAGCUCCCAGUGAUGCCCUGGACAUCAUGAUCACAGGGCAGCUUCCAUUCACUUCUUUCCUCUCAGUGAAACCUAACUCAACAGUACAUCCAGGAGACAAUGUGACCUUCCUAUGUUGGUCAAGAAACCCAACAGACAAUUUCAUUGUGUACAAGAAUGGAACAGACCAUCAGCCCAAGCAACUAAAAUCAAAGUUCCAAGAUGGUCAUUUCCAGGCAGAAUUCUCCAUGAGUGGUGUGACCUCUACCUUCUCAGGAAGUUCCCCUGUGGAGAUCACUGUCUCAGGUGAGCCCAUGGAAGCCUCCAGCCCUCCACCCUUAAAGCCCAUGGAAGCCUCCAGACUUGAAUGUUUCCUGAAAGCUCUGGUUUGCGUGUCUGUGGCCUUUGCCCUGUUCCUCUUCAUCCUCAUUUUCCUUCUUCUCAGACGAAGGCAACAGGGGAAAGUCAGGAAGGAAGUGGCUAAAAUGGAAGGGGAGGAGCCUUGGUUUGGGAAACCUGUGGAAGGCAUAGGGCAGAAACCGUGCUUGGGCUGGAAAACAGACCCAGGAGAGUUGCAGCCCCCAUCCAACAGCAGCGUCUUCCUCUCAGGGUGA
This is a messenger RNA of Cricetulus griseus (Chinese hamster), 2085 nucleotides long. NCBI's taxonomy places the organism in Eukaryota, Metazoa, Chordata, Mammalia, Rodentia, Cricetidae. The record is from RefSeq and is a predicted model, not a curated record.